CUCCCCUUUUGCUUAUCUGUUCUUCUUUGAUUCGAUUAUUACUAUUUGAACCAACCAGUGCUUCUCCUCCUCGAUCGGCUUUGGUUUCGAUCUGUAUCCGCCAAUCAGUUGCAAUGGAUGAGACUAAAUUCAAAGAGCUCAGACACGCCGAUGUCUAUUGUGUGGACGUCGCUUUCGUUUCUUCCUCCUCGUCAUCCACCAGUGCUCUCUUUGGCCAGCAAUCCACAGAAAAUCAGAAUUACAGCAUAAACUUUGAACUGCCAGUGGCUUUUGAUGAUGAAAAAGCAGUGGAGAAAGGCAACGUCAGUUCACUGAUUGAAGAAUUACCUGAACUUUCUGAGUUGCCAGAACAGGAAAGCACAGGAAAACUUGGAAAGUAUAAUUUGCGCAAAAGUUUAGAUUGGGAUACAGCAUUCUUCACUAAUGCAGGUCUUCUAGAACCUGGGGAAUUGUCUUGCAUGAUCAAAGGAGUAAACAAUGGUGGAAAACAUUUUUCACCUGGAAUUGCAGAGGAUAUACAUAGAUCUAAUGAUUCAAUCUCUACAUUAGAAAGUGAGAGUUUGACAAUGGGAAGUCUGGAAGCUGAUCUGUUUGAGAACAUCAGAGCUUCAAUUCAGAAAUCCAGUAAAGCAUAUCACAUGGCAAUUUCUGGUAAAACUGCACCCAGAGAGAAAAAAACCCAAGUUUUCUGUUCACCACAUGUUCCCAGUGCUGUAUGUGAUGUGCCUCUUUGCCAUCUUUACGUCAACUACCCCUCUACUUCUAAGAAAACAGUAAUGGUGAAGUCAGAACCCGCUGCCAAGAACCAAGGGGCUGGAAUGCAAGGACCAGAGAAACUGAUAAAACAGAGAGUUGGUUAUUCACUGGGCAUACAGCCUGUUCAAAGAAAUGGAGGCUUGAAUUCAUUCCUCAGGAACAGGAAAGCUUCAAAGGAAAUUAGCAAGUCUUCUCCUAUUUCGUCAGCACCGCUUGAGAGGCCUUCUUUGGGCAAUGAUAAAGCAAGAAGUGCCUCUGUUUAUGGUAGAGUGCAUCUUGCAUCAGAUAGUUGUCCAAGUAGGGCUGCGACUAAGCCUGCAGUAUCUUCGAAAUCCCCCUCUCCAAGUUCUUCAACAACAAAGAAAGAGCCAUUGAAGUCUUCUUCAUCGUCUGCUCGUUCUGGCAGUCGUUCACCUGCCAAUAUUUGUGCAUCUUCUGUGAAAUCCACUAGAAGGAAGUUUGGAACCGCCAAGAUUGCCAAUCUGACUUCUGAUGGUUUGAUCCUCAAAACACGAGGGUCCAGUACUAUCUCUAGUAAUGUGUCUCCUGUUAGUUCUAUUAGUGAAUGGUCCUCAGAAUCAUCUUCAUCAGCUUCAAGGAAUAGCUUUGAUACUGGUUCUCCUUGUAGAUCCCAAGAUAAUGAUAUCCCUCCUCCGGAUUGUUGCAAUCAAUCCAAUGGUCAUGUCUCAGAUGAACAUAAUAAGGCAACUCUACCGCAUGGUGAAACUAUAAAAGCAGUUUCAGGGCAGCUUGGUGGACAUUCUCAACCGGCUAUGGCAAAACCCUCAGGUCUGCGAAAGCCAUCGGCAAGGAUUGGAUUUUUCGAUUGGGACAGUCCUACUCUCGUUUGUUGAAAUUGCUUAUUGAGAAGCAGUUUUGCCGAUGUGAUUGAUUCUGUUGCAAUGAGCUAUAAAAACUCCUCUCCAAGGAGGUUAUUGUUCCCCUCUGUAUAUUGAAAAACAUUUGUUAGUAUACUCUUUUUAACUUUAUACAUUCUUCAUUACAAUGUAAUUUCACCACAGUUGUUAUCAUAAAUUGCAAAUGCAUCAUU
Molecule: messenger RNA, 1807 nt
Organism: Diospyros lotus (date-plum)
Lineage: Eukaryota; Viridiplantae; Streptophyta; Magnoliopsida; Ericales; Ebenaceae
Exons: 7
Coding region: 114-1610 (498 amino acids)
Molecular function (GO): microtubule binding
Source: RefSeq, a predicted model, not a curated record